Branchiostoma belcheri (Belcher's lancelet) is the source of this 519-nucleotide messenger RNA. RefSeq names its product inactive tyrosine-protein kinase transmembrane receptor ROR1-like. The transcript has 3 exons. Gene Ontology annotation, cellular component: signaling receptor complex; membrane. The coding region runs from base 1 to 519 and encodes 172 amino acids. Gene Ontology annotation, molecular function: transmembrane receptor protein tyrosine kinase activity; ATP binding. Gene Ontology annotation, biological process: positive regulation of kinase activity; cell surface receptor protein tyrosine kinase signaling pathway; multicellular organism development. Lineage: Eukaryota; Metazoa; Chordata; Leptocardii; Amphioxiformes; Branchiostomatidae. The record is from RefSeq and is a predicted model, not a curated record.
AUGCGCGACCACCCCAUGUGCAUGCUGUUUGAGUACAUGCGGUACGGAGAUCUGCACGAGUUUCUCGUGAUGAGAUCGCCACAUUCUGACGUAGGGGGGAGCUCGGACGACGCAGGAUCCCACUCAUCGCUGGACCACACCGAUUUCCUCUGCGUGGCAAACCAGGUGGCUGCAGGGAUGGACUACCUCGCCUCCAAACACUUCUGCCACCGGGACCUCGCCGCCCGAAACUGUCUCGUCGGGGACAACCUACUGGUGAAGAUCUCCGACUUCGGUCUGUCCCGCGACAUCUACUCCUCCGACUACUACCGCGUGCAGUCCAAGUCCCUCCUGCCGGUUCGCUGGAUGCCCCCGGAAGCCAUCCUGUACGUUUAUGUUAAGAACAUGACUCAGUGGAAAGUCCUGACAGUGGCGCAGCAAAAAUUCCCACACAGAACUCUCAUGCACCAGUACAGGCAGGAACAGACAAGUCUCUACCCAGGCAGGUUCACAGCUGUGGAGUCUCAGACAUCCAGGUGA